CGGAAACUAUUUGCAGCCUUAAUUCACCAAGGAUGGCAAGUUCCGCAAGUUUGGUUUCAUUGGCUUUAAGUCUGAAGAUGAAGCCAAAACAGCAAUGAAUCAUUUCAACAAGAGUUUUAUAGACAUGGCCAGAAUCACGGUAGAGUUCUGUAAAUCAUUUGGUGACCCAUUGAAACCCAGAGCUUGGAGCAAACACUCCCAGAAUCCUUCUGCACUGGAUAAGCCUACCAACAAUUCCAAAACAAGUCCAGUUCCCACAAACAGAAAGAAAGAAAAAAAGAAGAAAAGUACAACAGGAAGCUUAAAAGAGCUGGAAGGAGACGAGGCAUUCAAAGAAUUUUUGGUAGUUCACCAAAAACGGACACAGGUGGCCACUUGGGCUAAUGACACAUUGGCAGAACAGCCCAAGACAGGGAAGUCAAAGCCAGUGGAUGAUUACCUAAACUUUGACUCGGAUGAGUCAGAGGAGCUCAGCGAAGAGGAGAAGAGCAGGGGAGAGCAACAUGAGGAGCAAAAAACAACAAACACUAAAAUGAAGAAGAGCCCCAGGGAAAAGGCAGCUGCCAGGAAAGAGCUCUCCGAUAUGGAUUACCUGAAAUCUAAAGUGGUGAAAAAUUCCUCAUCUUCCUCAUCAGAGGAGGAGAGUGAGGAGGACCAGCCUGAUAGUGAACAGUGUGAGGGGGGAAGCGAGGUCGAGAGAGAACCUGGCAGCAUGAAAGUCAUCAGUGCUCAGAUGGAAACAGAGGCAAAGCUGGAAGGACAUAGCAAAGAGCAGGGGACUGUGGUGGAGGAGAAGAAGAAGAAAAAAGGAGAGAAAUUGGAGCUGAAGAAUGAAGUCAGUUCCAGUAUAGCUACCACGCCGUACACAGUAAAGCUACGAGGGGCUCCUUUCAAUGUCACCGAGAAAAAUGUUCGAGAAUUCCUCUUGCCCUUGAAGCCGGUGGCAAUCAGGAUAGCAAGAAAUAUUCAUGGGAAUAAGACAGGCUAUGUCUUUGUUGACUUCAACAGUGAGGAAGAAGUACAGAAAGCCUUGAAACGAAACAAGGAAUACAUGGGUGGGCGCUACAUCGAAGUUUUCCAAGAGGAGAGUAUGCUGAAGAUGAAACUCACCCGAAAGGGUGAAGACCAGCCCUGGCAAAGGAGGAAGAAGGAUGAUGAGGAAGAGGAGGACCUGUCUGAGUCAGGGAGACUCUUUGUACGGAAUCUCCCUUAUACUAGCACGGAGGAGGAGUUGGAGCAAAUAUUUUCCAAAUAUGGCCCCCUGUCCGAGAUCCACUUGCCCGUUGACAAUCUGACCAAGAAACCCAAGGGAUUUGCCUUUAUCACCUACAUGAUUCCUGAGCAUGCAGUGAAGGCCUUUGCAGGAGUGGAUGGGCAGGUAUUCCAGGGUAGGAUGCUGCAUGUGUUACCCUCCACCAUAAAGAAGGAAGAAAGGGAGAACCUAGAUGCUGCAGGAUCCUCUUCCUACAAAAAGCAGAAAGAGUCUAAAGACAAAGCAAACAGUGCCAGCUCACACAACUGGAAUGCACUCUUCAUGGGGACAAACGCUGUGGCAGAUGCAAUUGCACAGAAGUACAAUGCUACCAAGAGUCAAGUGCUUGAUCACGAAGGCAAAGACAGCGUGGCUGUGAGAGUAGCGCUGGGAGAAACCCAACUAGUCCAGGACGUCCGCCAGUUCCUGAUGGACAAUGGAGUCAGUCUGGAUUCCUUCAGUCAGGCUGCUGCAGAGCGGAGUAAAACUGUGAUCCUAGUGAAGAACCUUCCUGCUGGCACUAAAGUGAUGGAACUGGAGGAAGUCUUUGGUCCAUAUGGCAGCCUGGGGCGGGUUCUGCUUCCGGAAGGAGGGAUCACAGCCAUUGUGGAAUUCUUGGAGCCUACAGAGGCCAAGCGAGCCUUCACCAAGCUGGCCUACUCCAAGUUUCAGAACGUCCCUCUAUAUCUCGAGUGGGCUCCCAUGGGUGUCUUCUCCUGCCCACCCCCCGAGAAGAAACAGCCUGAGAUUCCAGAGGAGAAAGGAGAAGCAAGGCUGGGAACUGCUGGUGACGAAACUGAGGAAGCUAGAAAGGGCUCAGAAGAAAUAGUGGAGGAGGAGGAGGAAGACGAAGAGGAAAGUAUUCCAGGAUGCACGCUGUUCAUCAAAAACCUCAACUUUGUCACCACAGAAGACACACUGAAGGAGAUGUUUUCCAAGGUGGGAGCUGUGAAGAGCUGCACAAUCUCAAGGAAGAAAGACAAAGCAGGCACUUUACUUUCUAUGGGCUUUGGAUUUGUGGAGUACAGAAAACCCGAUCAUGCUCAGAAAGCCCUUAAACAGCUCCAGGGUUGCUCAGUGGAUGGCCAUCAGCUGGAAGUGAAGAUCUCUGAAAGGGCCAUCAAGCCCACUGUGACAUCAUCCCGUAAAAAACAAACACUCAAGAAACAAAAGAACUCCAAAAUUUUGGUCCGAAAUAUCCCAUUCCAGGCAACUGUGAGGGAAAUCAGAGAGCUGUUCAGCACCUUUGGAGAGCUGAAGACCGUCCGCCUGCCAAAGAAAAUGGCUGGGACAGGGUCACACCGUGGCUUUGGAUUUGUGGAUUUCAUCACCAAACAGGAUGCCAAGAAAGCCUUCAACGCCCUGUGUCACAGCACGCAUUUGUAUGGCAGGAGGCUGGUCUUGGAGUGGCCCUGAGAAGGAAAACAGCCGAGCAUUUUCAUGAUUCCCCAAAGAAGAAGAAGCGUUCUGGAGCUUUGGACGAAAUCCUGGAGCAGCUGGAGAAGGACGGGGAUGACGAUGCAAGUGACUAGCUGACUCAUCGGCCGCUGUUCAGUUUCUGAGGGUCAUCUGCUGAUGGACACCGAAUGAGUGCAUCUUCUGUCCACAUCUGUAUUCUUCAGCCAAGAGAAUUAAGCACAUUUGUUGCCAUCUGAAGCAUCUUUCCCAGGCCUUUAAACCAGGGAACGAAUUCUUGCUUCAGAUGCUGAUCUGGUAGCCAGGCCCAUUAAACCUAAAAGUGCACCUUAAAUUCUCAGGUGGAAGGCAAGGCUUUUUCAUCUGUGAGCAACACAUACCAGUGAGCAGUCGCCUGCAGAAUACCCUGUUAUACCAGAGGAUUUCAGGCUCGAACAUUAACUCCUUCACCACAAUGAGCUGCACACCAGUCAGCACUGAAAUAUGGGGAGCUGAUCCUUCAAACUGAGAAAGCUACAUCCCUAGAGAACGUCAGGAAUUCUCUUUUAUAACAGAUUGUUUGUACCACUUGAAUAAUUUAAAAAACGUUUGCAUACUUUAAAAAAAUUACUAAAAAAAAUUACUAAAAA
Molecule: messenger RNA, 3297 nt
Organism: Pelodiscus sinensis (Chinese soft-shelled turtle)
Lineage: Eukaryota; Metazoa; Chordata; Testudines; Trionychidae
Source: RefSeq, a predicted model, not a curated record